Messenger RNA from Cephus cinctus (wheat stem sawfly), 5824 nucleotides. It is a transcript of the gene Cdk12, whose product is annotated as cyclin-dependent kinase 12. The transcript is spliced from 13 exons. Lineage: Eukaryota; Metazoa; Arthropoda; Insecta; Hymenoptera; Cephidae. The record is from RefSeq and is a predicted model, not a curated record. Gene Ontology annotation, biological process: protein phosphorylation; transcription elongation by RNA polymerase II; positive regulation of transcription elongation by RNA polymerase II. The coding region runs from base 157 to 4641 and encodes 1494 amino acids. Gene Ontology annotation, molecular function: RNA polymerase II CTD heptapeptide repeat kinase activity; cyclin-dependent protein serine/threonine kinase activity; cyclin binding. Gene Ontology annotation, cellular component: nucleus; cyclin/CDK positive transcription elongation factor complex.
CACAGGCUCCUCCGACACUAGCGCAGCGGCCAAAAGUGGAAACUUUCAGAGUCAUUAGGGUUACGCUUGAGAGACGUGAAACGCGUCAAGUGCACAGACCUGUAUAUAAGACCAUGCUCGGCACGAUAUCGCAAGACAAACAUUGCACUAGGUGACAUGCCUAGCAGUCGUGAUAUCGAGCGUGCCGAACGUAACGGAAGAUUCAGAUCGCGACGGAGAGACAGCGCGAGUAGCGACGUAAAUCGUCAUGGCUUGGAGAGUUCAGACAAGCGACAUAGACGACACGCUAAGAGCAAGAGCUCUGGAAAGAAGAAGAAGAAGCACUCGCACGAUAAAUCCUUGGAUAGUGUCCCAACCGUAGCUUCUUCCGUGAUUAAACCAUUAGUGGAAUAUUCUGAUGUGAGCAGCGAAGCCCUGUCUGGACCAGAAGCUGGGGAAAUACAGUCUGAGGAUAGUAGAGGAAAUAGCUACACUGAUGGGGAAAUCGGAGACCAGAUGCCACAGAGAAGAUACUACGGUGGUAGUCCUGGUCGCACACUUGGUGCAUCUCCAAUCAGUCUUUCCCCAUCACCUCCAAUGCAACGGCGACACGCCAGUCGAAAUUAUUCACCUACGGAUGAGCCCCAGGGACAGCAGAUGCAACAAAACAGAAUCUCGCCAGAGUAUGGUGAGGAAUCUAGACGUUAUCCUCGGAGGAAGGAAAAGAAGCAUAAAAGAGAGAAAAAGAAGAAGCGAAGCAUCAGUCCUUCUUCUAGUUCUGGGAAAAAGAAGAAGAGGAAAUCAAAGAGGCAAUCACGUAGUAUCAGCCCAAGGGUUCCAGAGGAAAUUGUUAUCAGUUCUGAUAGAGAAAAGGAUGGUUGGCCGGAGUCACCACUAUUGCCACUGAAGGAUAGUACUUCUCCGAUUUCACCAGCUACACCACAAGAACAACGUUUCCCUAGCGAUAUGGAUCUGGAAUCGCCACCGCUACCUCCACCGCCACAUCCUAGAGAAUCCAUCAGGGAACUUCGUGAUGGAAACUCUCCAACGUUACUUGCACCAAGACAUACGGAGUCUCCGCAUACUCCUCUUCUACCACCGAGAGCUAUCACUCCGGAAAGUGGAAAAGGUACAAGGGCUUCAUCAAAACAUAGUCCUGAUAGACGAAGACACAGUCCAGGUUUAGUAGUUGGUCAUGUACGAAGAUCUAGUAUCAGUCCUGGACCUGUAGUGAGUGGUGCUCGAAGGAGACCUCAUAGUCCAAGUCCACCAUCGAGAAGACGCGAUCACAGUCCUCCCAGAAGAAGAGAAUUUAGCCCGAGUUCUAUGAUUCAUAGACUUAGGCACAGUCCCAGUCCUACGAGUAUUAGACGUAGGGAAAUCAGUCCUAGUCCUGGGGGAAGUCACAGACGUCGAGGGGAUAUCACGUCCAGUCCUACGUCAUCGAGUAAACGUAGAAGACGUGAAGAACCCGAUCGGAGACACAGGCAUCACGAGAAGGACAGACGAGAUAAGAGGAAAUCGCGAUCCACUAGAAGUCCUACAGGAAAUCGAUUACCAAUGCCCUUGUCUAGAUCAAGAUCCCGCAGCCCAGGAAGAUGGAGGAAGGCACAGUCGCGCUCUAGAUCGCGGUCUCGUAGAAGAAGUCGCACGCCUAAAAGAUCUCGUUCUCCCAAAUCCCACAAGUCCGCCAGGAAGCACAAAUCCAAAAGCCCCAGACCAUCCCGAAUACCAUCCCCAUCGCCACACAGAUCGCGCGCGCGUAGUCCUACGACCAUGAGUGCAAGGAUUCUUCGUGUUCAGGCGAAGAUUAGCGAGACUAGUUUAUUUGCUGAACUUGUUAAAGACAGGAAUAUGAGAGAGCUCGCUUAUAAGAAGCUACAGGCUGCCAAGGAGAAAGCUGUAGUGAGUCAGGACGAGGUUCAAAUCAUCGAGGGUUCAGAUGACAGAGAUGGAAGUAACACAUCUUCUGAAACGAAAGAUAGACCCUCUAAUGGCAAAGAAGGUCCACUCAGAGAAUCUAUUAAGUGUGUCGACGUGGUAGACAUUCCCGUUCCCGUAGUGUCAUUAGGUGCGAUGGAAGACGACUCUAUGGCGGGAAAAACCCCACCUUUACCUGCUGGUCAAUUAAUCACUACGAUAACUUCGAGUGUUACAAAUAAUCAAGUACGUGAUUCCUCAACAAUUAUUGCUAAUGUGAAUAAUUGUACGGCUGAUAACGGAAACGGAAGUAUUUCUAGUAAUUCCGGAAAUCUUCAAAUCCCUGUGCAAACCGAUUCUGCAAAUGCAGGCUCGUUGCAAGUACCUGUUCCUGUGCCUGUUCCCGCACCUAUGUCGACAUUGCCAAAUCUUAGUAUUCCACCACCACCAAUUCACACGCUAAUACCAUCAGUCAACACGGCCAUCUCCAAGUUUAAUACACCCAACAACCUAGUUCCUCUAAAAUCCGUGGAUCCUCCUAAACCUCCCAUUGUAGCUUUUAAAACUAAGAGUCUGUCGAGACUGCCUCUACCUCCUGGUAUCAAUCAAAAUGAUCUCGAGAGUAUUGAUUCGCCACCAAGUCGAUCACCGAGUCCACCUAAGGGUCAGGGUAAAAUAGCCGGAACACUUAAAGUACCGCUAAAGAAGAGUAUCAAGGAUCUACCAAUGCCUCCAGUUGUACCAGGCUCUGAAGAUCUAAGUGGCGAGGAUGAUCCAAACGCUACACCGCCACGAGGAAAGCUCGACCGAAUUACUCCUAAACCAAAGUUGAAGAGGCCAAAAAUAUUGAAGAGAAGAGGAUCUCGAAAUUGCCACAUGCCGAUGUCCGCUUCCGGUGGCAAAGACUGGGGCGAACGUUGCGUCGACGUCUUCGAGAUGAUUGCUCAAAUUGGAGAGGGAACGUAUGGUCAAGUUUACAAGGCUCAGGAUAAGAGAGCCGGUGUCCUUGUAGCCUUGAAGAAGGUUCGUUUAGAAAACGAGAAAGAAGGUUUUCCAAUAACGGCUGUGCGUGAAAUCAAGAUCCUCCGACAAUUAAAUCACAAGAAUAUCGUGAAUCUUCGAGAAAUCGUCACAGACAAACAAGAUGCUCUGGACUUUAGAAAGGACAAAGGUUCCUUCUACCUAGUUUUCGAAUACAUGGACCAUGACCUUAUGGGCUUACUAGAGUCUGGAAUGGUUGAUUUCAACGAGAUGAACAACGCCAGCAUCAUGAAACAAUUAUUAGACGGUUUGAAUUAUUGUCAUGGGAAGAAUUUCUUGCAUCGGGAUAUUAAGUGUUCCAACAUCCUGAUGAAUAACAAAGGAGAAGUCAAGUUAGCCGAUUUUGGUCUAGCUAGGCUCUACAAUGCUGAAGACAGACAACGUCCUUAUACAAAUAAAGUGAUAACCUUAUGGUACAGGCCACCGGAGUUACUCCUAGGCGAGGAACGUUACGGUCCAGCAAUUGAUGUCUGGAGCUGUGGCUGUAUACUUGGUGAAUUAUUUUCAAAGAAGCCUCUCUUCCAGGCGAACGUGGAGAUGAUGCAGCUAGAAAUGAUAUCUCGUGUAUGCGGUACACCGACACCCGCAGUUUGGCCGUCGGUGAUUAAAUUACCACUGUGGCACACGUUGAAACCGAAAAAGUCCCACAGACGUCGUCUACGGGAGGACUUUUCCUUCAUGCCAGGUCCAGCACUGGAUCUACUUGACAAAAUGCUGGAAUUGGACCCGGAAAAGAGAAUAACCGCAGCUGAUGCAUUGAAAAGUUCUUGGUUGAAGAACGUCCAGCCCGAACAGAUGCCGGCGCCUCAGCUUCCGACCUGGCAAGAUUGCCACGAGCUAUGGAGUAAGAGACGUAGACGUCAGUUACGAGAACAACAAGAAGGCACGACGGGAAAGGUUCCCCUACUACCCCUUCCUAACAAAGGUGGUCCCCACAAACCUGUCGAGGACCUGUCGGACGUCGGCGGAUCGUCCAAGAGACUGAAAAUGGAGGCAGGCUACAAUUCUCAAGUUGGCCGCCUCGGAGAAGGUCAUUAUACUGGUGAAAGUAUGUUUGAUCAGGGUGGAGGGUACUCAUCUUCGUCACCACUAGCUCCACCGCUACCAUCGUCGGCUCCUCCACUACCACCAUCCGCGACAACAUUGUCCUAUUACCGUGACAGUCCGUCCGGGAAAAUUAGAUCUGGUGCAAAGCAGUCUUAUGAAACCGAAGAUUGCCUCGCCAGGAAGUUGAAUACUCUGAACGAUGCUCUCACACGAGGGAAACCCAUCCGCGUUGAUGAUCUCAUGUCCCUUCGGUCUGACGGCGAGAGCGACCCCAAGGCAGUUCAACUCCUGGGGGAACUACAUACUGAACUGAGAUUGGCUGCCAAUGCAAGAGCUAGUGGACGACUCGAGUCACAUCUUCCUGUACUAAAUCCACCGAGUGCAGAAAGCACAAGCAUCCGGCAGAAAGGAUCGUUCGACGCUCAUGCAGUGUACGCAGGCGACGAUGCAGUUAGCACCGGGAGGUGGUCGCAAUUGGCGACGACCGGGGUGCGAACUGCCCUGUCCGCACUUAUGUCGCGCUACGGUCUGGAAACUCAUGAUCCCUCUCCCGCUAUGACCACCCGACCCCCAGGUAAAACAUCCAGUGGUCUCGCGCAAAAACUUUUCCUGCCCUCGACAUCAUCCUCCCAGGCUGCCUUCGGUUCCCAAUGACUUGUACAUAACGCAAUCUUGAACUAUACCGAUCUAGCCGCCCUGUACACUACUGAUGGAAACACGUCUAAAUUAUUCUUGCUUUUAAUUAGCCUUAGGAUUAUCGCUGCAUUGAAUCUGUUUUUGGUUAAUGUUGAAGGAUUUUGCUGUAAUGUUAAUAUUACCCUGACGCGAUGUAAACUUUAGUGGAACUGAUUUUUUAUUGUUCUGCUAGAACUAUCGGACGUGUUGGUAUUUAUUGCCAUCGGGAAGAAUUCUAUAUGACAAGGUUAAUGACAUUAAUAACGUUAAGGAAUUAUGUCUUUAUUCAAUGUAAGAAUCAAAAUUAUUUGCAUUUUUAUUUCGAAGUGAUAACGAUCAUUGCAAUUUUAAUUAAUUCAUUGGAUUAACGAACUGGUGUGAAGACGUCCGAGAGUUUUGGUCGUUUGUGUAAGCAACAUUGGAUGCAUCGUUUAACGUUUCUUUACUGCGUAAGCUUUUUAUAUAAGAUCUUUAGCGUUCAUCACCCGGCAUAGACUAUUUACGGGAUGCAAUGUAAAUAAUUAAGGGUUAAUAAUAAAGAAGAAGACCUCAGAAUUUUAGACGUUUCCUGGGUCAGGUCGGAUCGGACUAGAGGUCAAUUGUUUUGCACUUAACUCGUACUUCCUUACUAACUUGCAAGGAAUGCUAGACUAGGUUAGGUUAGGUUAGGGUAAACAAGGGUAGAUGUCAACACGUUUUAUGCUAUCUGUUAUUUGUAUUACGGAAUUGCGUUGAUGAUGAAUAUAUUACGAUUGAUCUGCUGAAUCUCCGGAAAAACUCAAAUGCGGAGGUUAGGAGGUGUACAUGUGAUGGAAUAAUAUGUUGAACACGUUGAACGUGUUAAAUUUAUUAGUCUUACAUCUCGUGCCUUACGUAAUAUAUUAAUACGCAGAGAAUUCAUCAGUGAAAUGUCAACUUCAGAGAAUCUGUAAACAUAACCUGGCUACAUAUACUUUUGAACCACCUGAUUAAUGUCAGGAACAAUGAGUACAAAAAGCUCUGAAUUUUCUGUAAGAGAAGAAGAAAUGCAUAAGGCAAUGCAUGACGUUUAUGAAGCAAUUAAGAAUGUCCACUACCUGUAUAAAAAAUUCUGUGAUAAAUGCUUGAUCUUAUUAAAAGAAAACAAUGAGUUGAAGACCACUGCGACCAAGAAUAUAGAUAU